Molecule: messenger RNA, 1753 nt
Organism: Zingiber officinale
Lineage: Eukaryota; Viridiplantae; Streptophyta; Magnoliopsida; Zingiberales; Zingiberaceae
Product: adenylate isopentenyltransferase-like
Exons: 1
Coding region: 467-1477 (336 amino acids)
Biological process (GO): tRNA modification; cytokinin biosynthetic process
Cellular component (GO): mitochondrion
Molecular function (GO): tRNA dimethylallyltransferase activity
Source: RefSeq, a predicted model, not a curated record
CGAGAAUAAUCAAAGCUCCUCGAUCGAUCGCCAUCAAUCUCGCCGAUCGAGCAGCUGCAUCUUUUUUUCUCGUCGACAGAGACAUCUGCGUGUUGAAGGGGCUGCCUAUUCUAUUCGUGGCGACCUGUGCAUCAGCUCCACACGUAAACAUAUGUUGCCGCCAUGCACGGCUUGUCUGAGGAGUUGGUGGUUAACGAACAGGCCAUGUUUAUGUUGACCUUCAUGGAUCUGUGUUCGUGAAUAGAGAGAGAGAGAGGAUUGAGAAUCGGAUGGUGAAAAAAAUUAUGAUAAUGACAUAUAUAUUAAAUUGUUGCGAUAGUGUUUUGCGGCUCCGUAUAUAAAUCCUCGCUCCGCGCCUGUGAAAGGAGAGGAAGAAUAACGCCGAUUGGGAAAAAUUAAGAUCUCGCCGCCUUCUUUUCCUGCUGAUUGGCCGUGAUUCGGCGGAGCUUGAUUUGCGUUUGCCUGUAUGCCAAUUUCACUAGGCGGCGGCUGUGGCGGAGGCAGAGCGAUGCUUUCUCGGAGCACGUGGCGUUGCGGUGGAGGUUACAAUGUUGAGCGGGCGAAGGAGGGCGUGGAACAGAGGGUUGUGGUGGUCAUGGGCGCCACCGGCACCGGCAAGUCUAAGCUCUCCGUCCAGUUGUCGUCGAUUUUUGGCGGAGAGGUCAUAAACUCCGAUAAGAUCCAAGUGUACCGCGGGCUUGACGUGACCACUAAUAAGAUGCCGGUGGUGGACCGUCGCGGGGUGCCACACCAUUUGCUCGGCGAGCUGGAUCCCUCCACCGGGGAGCUUCCGCCUGCCGGGUUCCGUUCCUUGGCGAGUCACCUUAUCGGGGACAUAUCCGCCCGCGGUCGGAUUCCGGUGGUUGCUGGCGGAUCGAAUUCCUUCAUCCAUGCUCUGCUUUCGAACCGGUUUGAUCCGCUGACCGACCCGUUCGGGGGGCGGUGGCGGCCGGUGAAGGAAGGGUUGCGGUACCGUUGUUGCCUCAUUUGGGUGCACGUCGAGGCGGCGGUGCUGGCGGAGCAACUCGACCGGAGAGUGGACGAGAUGGUGGGGGAAGGCAUGGUCGAGGAGCUGGAGCGCUACUUCGCGGUCGAAGGGGAGUCGGAGCGGCACCCGGGGCUGGGGAAGGCCAUCGGGGUGCCGGAAUUCCGGAGCUACUUCACGGGGCGCGGCCGGCGUACCUCCGCCGCGCUCGAGGCGGCGCUUUCGGCGAUCAAGGCCAACACGCGGUGGCUGGCGGAGGCGCAGGUGCGGAAGAUCGACAAACUAGCUGCAAUGGGGUGGCCGCUGCGGCGGGUGGACGCCACGGCGGCCGUGGCGGCAAGACUCGCCGGGGUGCCCCAGGCAGCACCCUGGAGGAGUGACGUGGCGGAUCCCAGCGUGAGCGCUGUGGCGCAGUUCCUGGCGGAGGAGGAGGAGGAGGCCGGACGUCGCCGCCGUCGCGCCAGCCGCACGAGCGUCGUACUUAAUUCCUGAACUUAAUGCGCUUUACCCCCUCACUUUUUGCUAUUAUCACUUUAUUUAUUUUACCCCUUCUAUUUUCUUCCUAUUACGGAGAGAGAGACAGAGACUAUAGAAAAUAGUAAAUUUCGCAAUUUUCUUUUAUUUUCUUUUUUUUCUUUUAUAAAUAAAAUCCUAUUAGUGAAGUGAGAGUGAGCAAGGAGGAGUUCAAUUUUCAAGGUUUAAGAACUCAAAUUUUGUAAAAGUGUUCUAAAGGAAAUAAAUGUUUAAAAAAUAUCAAAAAUUGUUUUU